Molecule: messenger RNA, 5627 nt
Organism: Leopardus geoffroyi (Geoffroy's cat)
Lineage: Eukaryota; Metazoa; Chordata; Mammalia; Carnivora; Felidae
Gene: NEXN
Product: nexilin F-actin binding protein
Exons: 12
Coding region: 769-2607 (612 amino acids)
Biological process (GO): axon guidance; dendrite self-avoidance; homophilic cell-cell adhesion
Cellular component (GO): axon; plasma membrane
Molecular function (GO): cell-cell adhesion mediator activity
Source: RefSeq, a predicted model, not a curated record
UCUCCUUCCACUUUUCUCUAUCACCACUCUCUUUGGAGUUCAAGACGAAAGCCAAGAAAAAGCCCCAGCCAGACGAAGUGGUCCCCGGACUGCUGCCCUAUGGUCUCAGCAACAAAGGAAAAAUUGGUCAAAGGUGGUGGCUCGGCGUGCGGGUUAGAAGCCAGGACUGCAAGAGCCGCUGAGAGAAGUGAGCCCCAGGGCCAACAGGCCGUGGGUAGUGGGGAGCCGGCUCCAGCCUGUCUGUGAAUCCCAUUCCAACAUCACUCCUGACCCACCGGGGAGGCCGCCUCCCGUGUCCGGUCCCUGCCGGGAGGUGGAGGCCAGACCCCCGGUGAGAGGCUCGGCGACCCAGACUCGGGCGACCAGCAGGUUCUGGCGGAAAGUUGGCAGCCGCCGCCCCUCUCCAGUCUCCCUCCUCGACACUCCACCCCCCUCCGGGCGCUACGGCGGAGGUGGGGGUUGGGGGAACUGGCCUGGUGUUCUGGAACAGCUGCAGCCGGCGCUGGGCCCGCCUGGAAUGCGGGAACAGGCUGCGCACCAGGACUUUUAUGGAAACUUGCUGCUGGAGGCGGCGGCGGCGGCCAGAGGGCUCCCAGCGGCCGGAGCGGCGGCGGCAACGGCCGGAGCGCCCAGACCCCUGCCCGCACCCAGGCGCAGGACGCGCACAGCCUCUCCGCGCGCGAGGAGGACACUCGCUGCUCGUCGGCUCCGGGCGGGUGCAAAAAUAUACAAAGCUCCAUAAUCACCCUGAGACCACAUAGAGCAAACAUGAAUGAUAUUUCCCAAAAGGCGGAGAUUAAAGAAAUGCUUGCUUCUGAUGAUGAGGAAGAGGCAUCUUCUAAAGUAGAAAAGGCUUAUGUCCCAAAGCUAACAGGAACUGUUAAAGGUAGAUUUGCUGAAAUGGAGAAACAAAGACAAGAAGAACAAAGAAAGAGGACAGAGGAGGAACGAAGACGCAGAAUUGAGCAGGAUAUGUUAGAGAAGAGGAAGAUACAACGUGAAUUAGCAAAAAGGGCUGAGCAGAUUGAGGACAUAAACAAUACGGGAACUGAAUCAGCAUCAGAGGAAGGAGAUGAUUCACUACUUGUAACAGUGGUACCUGUCAGAUCACACAAAACUUCUGGAAAGAUAAGAAAGAAUUUCGAGGAUCUAGAAAAAGAACGAGAAGAAAAAGAAAGGGUCAAGUAUGAAGAAGAUAAAAGAAUAAGAUAUGAAGAACAACGGCGAUCUCUCAAGGAAGCAAAGUGUCUUUCCUUGGUCAUGGAUGAUGAACUAGAAAGUGAGGCAAGAAAAGACUCCAUAUCUCCUGGAAAAUUGAAACUAACUUUUGAAGAAUUGGAAAGACAAAGACAAGAAAACCGAAGGAAGCAAGCUGAAGAGGAAGCACGACAACGUUUAGAAGAAGAGAAGCGUGCUUUUGAAGAAGCAAGGCGGCAAAUGGUAAAUGAAGAGGAGGAAAACCAAGACACAGAAAAAAUUUUAAAAGGGUACCGCCCUGGUAAACUCAAACUCAGCUUUGAAGAAAUAGAAAGACAAAGGAGAGAAGAUGAAAAAAAGAAAGCAGAAGAAGAAGCCAGAAAGAGAAUAGAGGAAGAAAAGAAGGCAUUUGCUGAAGCAAGGAGAAGCAUGGUAGUAGAUGAUGACUUCCCAGAGAUGUAUAAAACAAUUUCUCAAGAAUCUCUUACACCGGGAAAACUGGAAAUUAAUUUUGAAGAAUUAUUAAAACAAAAAAUGGAAGAAGAAAAACGACGAACGGAAGAAGAAAGGAAGCAUAAGCUAGAGAUGGAAAAACAGGAAUUUGAACAACUGAGACAAGAAAUGGGAGAGGAAGAGGAAGAACAUGAAACCUUUGAACUGAGUAGGGAAUAUGAAGAAUUAAUAAAAUUGAAAAGAAGUGGCUCUAUUCAAGCUAAAAAUUUAAAAAGCAAGUUUGAAAAAAUUGGACAACUGUCUGAAAAAGAAAUCCAGAAAAAGAUAGAAGAAGAACGAGCAAAAAGGAGAGCAAUUGACCUUGAAAUUAAAGAGCGAGAAGCAGAAAACUUUCAUGAGGAAGAAGAUGUUGAUGUCAAGCCUGCAAAAAAAAGUGAGGCUCCAUUUACUCAUAAAGUGAAUAUGAAAGCUAGAUUUGAACAAAUGGCUAAGGCAAGAGAAGAAGAGGAACAAAGAAGAAUUGAAGAACAAAAGUUACUACGCAUGCAGUUUGAACAAAAGGAAAUUGAUGCAGCACUACAAAAGAAAAGAGAAGAGGAGGAGGAAGAAGAAGGUGGUAGCAUGAUGAAUGGUUCCACUAUUGAAGAUGAGGAGCAAACGAGAUCAGGAGCUCCAUGGUUCAAGAGGCCUCUAAAAAACACAUCAGUUGUAGACAGUGAGCCAGUUAGAUUUACUGUUAAAGUAACAGGAGAACCCAAACCAGAAAUUACAUGGUGGUUUGAAGGAGAAAUACUGCAAGAUGGAGAAGACUAUCAAUAUAUUGAAAGAGGAGAAACUUACUGCCUUUAUUUACCAGAAACUUUCCCAGAAGAUGAAGGAGAAUAUAUGUGUAAAGCGGUCAACAACAAAGGCUCUGCAGCUAGUACCUGUAUUCUUACAAUUGAAAGUAAGAAUUAAUCAUUUUUAAUCUAGAACUUUUAUUGUAUUUAAAUUUUUUUUUCCUUUAAAAAAUCACUUUUCUUCUUCUCUUUUUUAGCUGACGACUACUAGCUCCCCUUCCCUCUCCCUGGAACUUUCUCUGCCCCCUCCCACCCCCCACCCCCAAAUUUCUUACUACAUCCAUCUUUUCUGUGGCGGGGCCAAAAAUGGAAACCAGAAGUGCCACUAUAUUGACUUUUUAUUCCUUUUCCUAACAGUCUUCAAAACACAAGCUCAUCUAAAGAAUACCUUCUUCCUAUCCAAAUCAUCACCAGAUUCGUCACCAUAUUGUGAAGUUAAUGUGUAUUUAAUGGGGUAGAGUGGAAAAGUUACUCAAUUAUUCUAAGCUUAUAGCAAUUACGUUUUAAAGAUCACAAAUAAAACAUUAUUUUGCAUGAAAAAAUGAUGUUUAUGAGCUAUUUAUACACCUAAAAUUAAUGGAGACUUCAUAAUUUGGAAACUACUGAGUUUUCCUUAACAGUCAUUUUUCUUAUAGUUUUAAAGUCUUUCUGAAGCACAGAGGGAAAAGGGGAACAUGGAGAACAACAAAAGUUAAGACUAAAUUUUAAGGAGAAAAUUUAAUGGAAACCACUGCCUAUAUAGAAUUCUGAGUGUUGAGACUAUUAACAUGUACUAUUCAAAGGUGUGUUAUAUUCAAGCUUCUAAAGCAAAUUUACGUUGUGACCUUGCCUGAACAAAUUAUAUUUUAGUAAAAAAACUUUGUAUCAGUAGUUCAUGCAGGAGAAAACACUUUCAACAUAAUUGAAGAUUUUGAGGUCUAAGAGGAGGGAAAAAGCACAAUCUUCAAUUUUAAAAUCUGGUCUAAAAUGAGUUUGUAAAUAAUUAAUUACCAUGUUCUAUUACCAAGUUGUUUUAUAUUUUAGUUUUCUGGAAAACAAUUUUAUUUUACAAUGUAAACCCAUAAUAAAAUAACUUGUGUAUUUAAAAUAAAGUCUUUUCAGUAUUUUAGAAAAGAAACAAAACACUCCCUUAUAAUAUUCAUCAAUGUACAUUUAUUAUUUUUUUAUUGAGGAAACCAUAAUCAAUACAAAAUUACAGCAAUCAUGUGCCCUUUUACAUACAUUGUCAUUAAAGCAAACUCUAAACCACAGUUUGUAAAGUAUUCAAUUUACCUCAAGUCCAAGCUGCAUCUCCCUAAGACACUGUUCCCAUCACAGUAGCCAUUUUAAGCCAAUCUUCUUUUUACACACGGGUAGUUUCUGUAGAGAACACUUUUCUCAGGACGAAAAUGCAUCGAGCAUGCAUAAGAAAAAAUAUAUAUAUAUAUGCGCAAAUACAUUUAUGAGUUUCUAUAGGGCUAUCACUGAAGAAAAUAAAACCUUGGGAUUUAUUUGCUUCUUUUUUAAAAGCACCAAUUUAAAUCCCUCAGAAGUUUAUACUGUGGCAAGAUAACUCAAGUGACUAAACAAAAAAUAAAGGUUAUUUUCAGAGUCAAAAUUAUCUUUAGGUACUGUUAAAAUACAUUUUAAAAUGAGGCAGAAUUUUCAGAAAAUAAAAAGACAUCCUCAUUGAUAAUUUCUACAUCCUUACUCUAGACAACAGAUGUUCACAGGUAGAACUGGUUCUCCUGGCAGAGCACUCAAACAAACGUAAUCACUUCUGCAUAUAUUCCUAUUUCCCGCUUAAGUUUACUCUGCUACUCCUACCCAAACCCACCCUUUUGAAUUAACUACCAAGGUAUUUGGCUAAGGAAAUAUUUUACAAUGUUUAUAAACAACUAGUAUUAAAUCACUAGUUUUAGUAUUAAAACCAUUUUUGUUAAUUAAAAAUAAAAGUAUACUUUUCAUUUCUAAAAGAAACAUCAAACCCAUUAGAAUUCUAAGUAUCACCACACUAAAAUAUCUUAAAACAAACACAUUGUCAAGUUUUUAAGUGCUAAAUAAAAUAAAUCAGUUCAAUUUCAAUCUAAACAUUGUUUCUACCACUCCUAACAUCCAUUGCAUUCAAGUCAACUGGCUCACCUUUUCUGCUUUCCAUUUAUUUCAAGGUUAAGAUUAGCGCCAUUUUAAAAAUGCAGUUAUCAGUGAAGGCUUAUGGUAAUGAGUUAAAAAAAACUCUUGAGAUAGAAACAAUGCCCCAAUAUCUAUUAGCAUUCAUCUAUUAUUUUAUAAAAAUGCAAACUACAGCUAACCAAAAGUUGAAAGGCUCCUUAAGGUUCAAAGAUCUCCUUUAUAUUAUCAGUCUUAACAUACCUAUCAUUGACUUAAAACAAUACACACACACACAUAAAUGUGGUGCAGUAACUACACAACUUACAAAAUUUAACAGUUCAUGGAACAUUUAAGAUCAAGCAAAUAGCACUUUAAAAUGAAAAAUGAUCAAAAGCAGGUACAUUACACCCUAUACCAAUGUAUGGGAAUACAUUUCAUAUUUCUCAAUUAUGAUUUGCCAAUUUUACCUUCUACAUUGAGCCCUUCUAUGGUCCAUGCUCAUCGGCUCACCAAUGGCAUACACUCAAAGGAUUCCUCUUUAUGGGUAACUAUCUCAGGACCUGAUUUUAUGAGCUAUGAUUUGGUGCUUGCAGCAUCUUCAGCACUGUGUGUGAAAAUGAAGGCAGUAUUUUUGAAUAUUUUUCUUUGUUGUAGAGAUAAGCAGGAGUUUUAAAAGGAUCAGCACAUUUUAGAAACUGAAUAAACAAAACUGAUAGGAUGCUGCUUUAAUACAUUCAUCUUAACUCAAAAUAUGUACCAGUUAAAAUCAUCUAUAAGAACACAAACAUUUUAAACUGGCAAAAAAAGUAAAAUGCAGCGUCAAUUAUUAAAGUAUUAUAAAUCAGAAAAAUAUUGGUUGCUAUACAGAUUAUGAAAGGUUAUUUGCUAUACAGUUAACAUUUCACUGAUGCACAUGCCUUAUCAAAACAUACUGCCAGUAUUCCUUAUAUUUUCCUUUUUCAGUGUAUGUUACGAAAACUGAAUUGUCUUAAAAAAAAAAACUUCGUUAAUAAAAUUCUGACCCAUAAUGUCCUUACUGAAUUGUUA